AUGGAGCCACUCUGGGGAAUAUCCUGGCACGUUGACAAAGGACAGCCGCGGCUACCGGAGUCGCGUCCGGGUGCUCCCAAAGGAUGCUGGAAGGGCCAUGGGGCCGACCGUCGAGUUGCCUGCUUGGCAGUGGCUACAGCUGCCGUCUUAAGGCUACGAGGCCGCCGCAUCUCGCGACGAGGCACCCGUGCAUCAACCGAUGUCGCGGUUGCCCAGCUGGAUGCCGCGACGCUCCGCCAGCUCGGACGUCCUCCUGCGUGGCUGCGGGAGGCAGAGGAAGCCAACCUUCAGCUGGCGAAUGGCUGGGAGCCGGUGUCUUCAGAGGUGACUCUGAGGAACCUCCGGAUCCGUGGGCGCCUCCCGAAGCACGUGCAAGGCGGAAUUUUCCUACGCAAUGGGCCGAAUCAGGCGAUGUCCCCAGUGUCGAUGCAGGACUACCACAUCUUCGAUGGUCAUGGCAUGAUCCAUGCGGUGCACUUCCUCGGAGAUGACGAGGGCGCAACUUACGCUCGGCGCUACGUGCGGACACAAGCUCUUCAGUUUGAAGAGUCUGAAGGCCAGUGCCUGUAUACUGGCAUGAAGAAGAUGCUCCCUCAGUUUCCCACCUUUUUCCGGCUUCUGUUUGAGAAGUACUUCGGCUCCUCCGGGAGCACGGACUCGCCCUACUGGGUCAUCCAGAACCGAAAUCCCGCCAACAACGGCUGCACCGUGCAUGCUGGGCGCGUUUUGGCCACUUGGGAGGCCGGCUGGGCCUACCAACUACGGUUGCCGGACUUGGAAACGCUGGGCCUGUUCGACUACGAGGGAACCUGGGCAGAUGGGGCCGUCACGGACAACUGCAGCGCACAUGGAAAGCAGGACCCCGAGACCGGGCAACUCAUCACGAUCUCCUACAACAUGAUCGAGCUGCCCCCGUGGCUGCGUGUGAUCACUGCCAGCGCCGAUGGCGCCUUGGAGCGAUCGGUCAAAGUGCCGUUGCCGUCUGGGGCAGCCUUACUGCACGACUUUGGGAUCACCCAGCGACGGGUCAUCCUCAAUGUCGGACCUCUGAACCUGGUGCCGCUGAAGAUGGUCAGCGGUGCUCCCCCUUUCGACUUCGACUUCUCGGCGAAGUGCUAUUUCGGCAUUCUCGACCGGUCAUCCGACUCUGCAGAUGACGUGAUCUGGGUCGAGGCCGAAAACUGCUUCAAUUUCCACGUUCUGAACGCUUACGACGAUCCCACAGACCCCUGUCGCGUCAUCGUGCACACCUUCCGUCAGGACUACACGCUGGGGCUGGGGAUGGGAUCGAAGCUGAACGAG
Molecule: messenger RNA, 1302 nt
Organism: Symbiodinium sp. CCMP2456
Lineage: Eukaryota; Dinophyceae; Suessiales; Symbiodiniaceae
Source: the annotation of a GenBank genome assembly